This is a messenger RNA of Branchiostoma belcheri (Belcher's lancelet), 4581 nucleotides long. Its product is annotated as polycystic kidney disease protein 1-like 2. Gene Ontology annotation, molecular function: calcium channel activity; protein binding; calcium ion binding. The record is from RefSeq and is a predicted model, not a curated record. The coding region runs from base 1 to 4581 and encodes 1526 amino acids. Gene Ontology annotation, cellular component: membrane. The transcript has 21 exons. NCBI's taxonomy places the organism in Eukaryota, Metazoa, Chordata, Leptocardii, Amphioxiformes, Branchiostomatidae. Gene Ontology annotation, biological process: detection of mechanical stimulus.
AUGUCAGGAGAAGGUCACAGGAAAUUCCUCUGCGAAGUGGAAGUUUAUAUUAACGACAUAACAUAUCUGGAUUGUUGUCACGUGCUUGGGCCCCAGCUAGACAGUUCACCCCCGGGAGAGCUGCUGUACGGGUCCCCAUCAAACUUUCCGGAACGACCAUUGGGCGCUGCCGUGAACAUCAGUGUCCAUGUAAAAGCUGGGGAUCUACCUUCUCAAGAAGCGUACACAGUAGCUCGUGUGGCCACGAACGCCAGCUUAUCAGAACUCAAACUGGAAUGUGAAGAAAAUUGCAACCCCGGUAACACGUUACAACACAAGCCACUUCAGCUCUACACAGCUUCUGAAAUCCUGGGUACGACGGAGUUCACUUUAGAGGAACAUCCUGUCGGCUUCCUGCUCCAAAACUGGCAUCAGUCGAAAAAUGCUUCAAACAUACGACUGAGGAUUCCUGGUGGUGUCUUCCAGGCGGAAGGAUUUUACACUGUCCGGUUCAGUGAUGUGUCCGAUGACCAGACAAGGAUCUCAGAGUGGCGGUUUCGUGUUUCCGCCAACCCGACAGUCCCGUCAGCAGAGAACGGCGACUUCUCAGAUGUCUGUGUCCUUCUCCCAGCGGGUGGCAUAUCUUUGAUUGACAAAUUUUGCGUCGAAUGUCAAGAGUUUGUAGAUCCACUGGGUCCUCUUGUAACAGAGUUCAGUUUGCGUCAAGUGACGGACACAGGUGACCUGGCUACGGUAAAGUUCCCGGGAGACACACCUCCUACCGACACUGAAUUCAUCCGACCGCCGCUUCGUUAUUGGGUACCUUAUACAUUUUUGUUUCACGUGUUUCCUGGCAUUUUGAAUGUUCAUGUCCGCGUUUCGUCAGUGGACGGUAGAUUCAUCGAGUUUGACAUGUCACCAGUUCAGUUCCUAGAGGCUAACUUCAACCCAUUUGAGUACUCCAACAACUCUCAUGCUAUUCGCGCUGACGUUAUCGGCCUGAGUUUAAAAUGCGGAAACGUUACUAUUCCUGUUUCCGGUUUGAGUCAUCCGAUCGACAUCUUAACCCGAAGAAAGAACGAGAGUUUAGAAAAAUCACUGUACGUGUUUCAGGCCUCUUCUCUACUCGGGAACCUCACGGUUUUUGAGUUCUACGCGAAGACACCACAGUCAGCUUUGAGCUUUAGUCUUGAGUUCAACGACACGCUCUUUCCACAAGACAUUUCAUUGUUUCUUCGCACUGAUGAACCGCCAACACCUGAUGUCUACAACUGGGCAGCUGUUCUGCCUGUAGCGACUGAUCAGAUGGUCUCUAUUCCAUGGGAAGGGCUUCUGUCCAACACCACACAUAUCCACUGCCGGUGUAACCACCUGACUAAGUUUUCUGCUUUUGUUGCGCCAAACCCUCUCAAUAUCCAAGAAGUGAUGUCAGACUUCAAAUUGUUACUGGAAAACCCUAUAGGACUCAUUGUUGUCUUAACAAUAUUCGUCUUGUACCUUCCUGGUAUGGUUUGGUCAAGAAGAACAGAUAAAAAAGAUGUGCAAAAGGCUGGAAUCGGAAUCUUACCUGGUCACGUGCUGAACACCAGGAAGGAUUGCCAAUAUAUCAUCACUGUUUACACCGGAUAUGGAACUAACGCCGGGACAACAGCAGAGGUGAAGAUAGCUCUUAAUAGCCUAUAUGGAGAAGCCACUCCGUUCACUCUCCGUGACCAAACACGGUUUCUGUUUGAGAAAGGCGGCGUGGAUUCCUUUCUUGUGUCUACAGAACAGCCAAUUGGAGGUCUGACCCACGUGCGUGUGUGGCAUGACAGUGGAGGGCACAGUCCGGGGUGGUUCUUAAGGCAGAUUGUCGUGACGAACAGAGGGACUGGUGAGACUAGCUAUUUUCUGUGUAACAGGUGGCUGGCAGCUGACGAGGACGAUGGCAAAGUUCACCGCGUCCUCCCAAAAGCUACACCAGACGAGAUGACCGACUUCCGUAACCUGUUCCUGGCUAAAAGCGCGAGGGACAUGAACGAUGACCAUGUGUGGUUCUCGGUGCUUGGUCGCCCUGCGCGAAGCCCUUUCACCCGAGCCCAGCGCCUGUCCUGCUGCCUGACCCUCCUGUACAGCACCAUGUUUACCAACAUCAUGUUCUUCGGCCGCGGUGACGACUUUGACCCACCGGCCCCAAUCCGAUUCGCAGGACUGGUAAUCAAGCCACCUGUUUCCUUGGCACAGGUAAUGAUAAGUAUCCAGACCGCAGCCAUCAUCUUGCCUGUCAAUCUUCUCAUCGUCUUCCUGUUUCGACAUUCCAACUCGACAACCAAGGCCGACAACAAAGAUAAGUACAAGACAAGUACAACAGCCAAGACGGCAAAGCGGGUAGACAACACGGCAUCCUUUACAUCGACCAGUGACGACCCAGAUGUACCAACAGUUUGGUCGUAUGCGUUAAAAGCGCCGAUCGCUAGGUACCCUGAGUUUUCUAGCAGCUCCACAGAACAUUCAGAGUCACCGACAGGCAAAGUCGAGUCCUGUCUUCCAGCAGCAAAGACCAACUCAUCGGCAAACAAGACCAAGUUUUCUUUUCCAUGGUGGACAGUCUACAUAGCACUGACUUCAUCGGCACGACUAUUUGCCGAUGACACGGCUGCGUAUAACACCAUCACUUCCAUCCAAGACCAGGCCCUGUUACAACAAGACCUGGAGAGACUUGCUGAGUGGGAGCGGAAGUGGGAUAUGUCGUUCCAUCCAGGGAAGUGUCAGACUCUGCGGGUGACCCGUAGUAGGAGACCCCUUCAGUACGACUACCAGCUCCAUGGUCACACCCUCAAGACGGUUCCCAGUGUUAAAUACUUGGCGUGGGUUCUCCUCUGGGCAGCUGGUUUCACAGCGGCGUACUUCACCGUCCUCUACACGUUAAGUUUUGGACGUGCAAAGGCAGAAGCUUGGAUCGUGACUUUUCUGACGACGUUUGUCAUCGACUUAUUUCUCACGCAACCUUUCAAGCUGUUGGCCGUGGCCGUGAUGUUUGGUUUACUUGCAAAGAACCCAGCUCCUGACCAUGAGCCACCGUCCAUGGAGGCCCGUCUGACUGAACAGAGAGAAAAGAGAAGACGGCGUAAGGUUGUUGUCGAGGUUCUAGUCUUCUGGCUGUUCUUCACGGUCCUCAUGAUGACGUCCUACAUGGAAAGGAGCCCGUUGGCUUACCACAUGACUCAACACGAACAAAACGUUAUUCUUGAAGGCGGUGAUGUCACAGAGGUACAGCCAUACUCUGAUGAAGUAUCGGACAAGCGGAAUUUCUCACAAGGCUGGAUUUUCAAUGAUUCUACUCGUGGAGAAAAUGAGGAAUGUAACAAGAACCUCGUACCACCCAAUGUCACCGGAUCUUUCGAGUAUAAUGACUGUGCUACAGAACAGGUCCACUUGCAAGAUAUGUGGAAGUAUACAUCUACUGUGUCGUUUGCAAGUGGUAUUCCGUAUGUUGGUGAACAUGGCACGUACCGUGGCGGUGGUUACAUCGCCUCUUUAGGAACCACAGAGAGGUCACGUUUCAACAUAACCACCUAUUUACGACAACACAACUGGUUGGACGACCAGACACGGGCAGUGUUUGUCGAACUCGUACUGUACAACCCGCACGUCAACCUGUUUACUGUCUUAUCAUUGGCUGUGGAGUUCACCAAUCUUGGAGCAGCUUAUACAAGUUAUGAUGUCAUCACCGUGCGUCUGAUCCAACACGAUGCCGUCUUGCUUUUAUUGCUGCGAGUCUGCCUGGUGCUUUUUCUACUGUAUUUUGCGUUUACAGAAGGAAAAAAGCUCUUUUUCCGACCAUUGGAAUACGUUAAUGAUGCCUGGAACUGGUUGGAACUGGUUACCAUUGCCGUCGGCUUCUGCACCCUGUGUAUGUACUUCUACUCACAAGACAUCAUUGAUGACCUAUCAGAGCACAGAGCAGCCGGCAAUGAUGCCUUUAUUAUGUACAAAGACGCUGUCGACUGGUUCCAGGUCUACAGUUUUCUCCUGGGCCUGUUCCUCUGCUGUGCCACGUUGAAAUUCCUCCGCAUACUGCGCUUCAACUCCCACGUGUACGCCUUAUCCAUGACAAUGAAGAGAUCGUUCAAACAUGUGGCACGCUUUAUGAUUACAGUGGGCAUAAUAGUUACAGCUUUCACCAUGAUGGCCAAUUUGGUCUUUGGUACCAAGCUGAAAUUUUUUAUAAGUAUGUCCUCAAGUUUACAGAAUCUUCUUCUUAUGAUGUUGGGCAGCUUUAACUUUGAGGCUCUGCUGAAUGGAAAUAGAAUACUGGGUCCGUUAUUCUUUUUCUGGUAUCAAGUCAUGAUGCAGUUUUUCUUACUAAGCAUGUUUAUGGCCAUCAUUAUGGACAUAUACGCACAGCACAAGCAGGAGGCAAAUCCAGAAGAUGUCGGGUUUGUUUCGUUUUUGAAACAAACAACAUCAAGUGCAGGAAGCAAAGUAAAGACCGCCACGUCAAAAAUUAGACGGCGGAAGUUACAGGCUCAAAAAGACACUCCGUCAGAUAUACUUGAUGCAGUAGGACACGUACUGGAGAGGCUUGACAAACAUAGUGCUAGUUACGACAGCACCUUAUAG